GCCGGAGGCUGGGCAGGGAGGGCGGCGAGUGAGCGGACGCGGAGACGCAGGGGCGGCGGCGCCCAGGAGACGAGCUGCGCACCUGGAAAGUUACCCGGCUGUCUGGUCCUUGAGCAAAAUGGGAAAUGGUUCAGUGAAACCCAAACAUUCCAAGAACCCAGAUGGCCAGUCUGGGAACCUCACUGCCAGUGCCCUCCGGAGCAAGGUGACAGAGCUGGAGAGAGAGCUGAGGAGGAAGGAUGCUGAGAUCCAGGAACGGGAGUACCAUCUGAAGGAGCUGCGGGAGCAGCUGUCCAAGCAGACUGUGGCCAUCGCAGAGCUCACAGAGGAGCUCCAGAGCAAGUGCAUCCAGCUGAACAAGCUUCAGGAUGUGGUGCACAUGCAGGGAGGAAGCCCGUGUCAGGCCUCUCCAGAUAAAGUGCCCCUGGAGGUCCACCGCAAGACCUCGGGAUUGGUUUCCCUCCACAGCCGAAGGGGAGCGAAGGCUGGAGUGUCCGCUGAGCCAACCACCCGAACCUAUGACCUCAACAAACCACCUGAAUUUUCCUUUGAGAAAGCAAGAGUCAGAAAGGACUCCAGUGAGAAGAAACUCAUUACAGAUGCCCUUAAUAAAAAUCAAUUUCUGAAGAGACUGGAUCCUCAGCAGAUCAAAGACAUGGUGGAAUGCAUGUAUGGGAGAAACUACCAGCAAGGGAGUUACAUUAUUAAGCAAGGAGAACCAGGAAACCAUAUCUUUGUGCUGGCAGAGGGUCGACUGGAGGUGUUCCAAGGGGAGAAAUUGCUAUCAUCCAUCCCUAUGUGGACCACGUUUGGGGAACUAGCCAUUUUAUACAACUGUACAAGGACCGCCUCUGUGAAAGCUAUUACCAAUGUUAAAACAUGGGCACUAGAUCGAGAGGUGUUCCAGAAUAUAAUGAGAAGGACAGCUCAAGCUCGAGAUGAACAGUACAGAAACUUCCUCAGAAGUGUAUCCUUGCUGAAGAAUUUACCUGAAGAUAAAUUAACCAAGAUCAUUGACUGCUUGGAAGUGGAAUACUAUGACAAAGGAGAUUACAUAAUUAGAGAGGGCGAGGAAGGAAGUACCUUUUUCAUUUUAGCAAAAGGAAAGGUAAAAGUCACCCAGAGUACUGAGGGCCAUGAUCAACCACAACUGAUAAAAACACUGCAGAAAGGAGAAUACUUUGGAGAAAAAGCUCUUAUCAGUGAAGAUGUCAGGUCAGCUAACAUCAUUGCUGAGGAAAAUGAUGUCGCAUGUCUGGUUAUAGAUCGAGAAACAUUCAACCAAACAGUUGGGACUUUUGAAGAACUCCAAAAAUAUCUUGAAGGGUAUGUGGCAAACCUGAACCGUGAUGAUGAAAAAAGACAUGCGAAGAGAUCCAUGUCUAGCUGGAAGCUGUCCAAAGCACUCUCUCUGGAGAUGAUUCAGCUGAAGGAGAAGGUGGCCAGAUUUUCCUCAUCAUCCCCAUUCCAGAACCUUGAGAUUAUCGCCACACUGGGCGUUGGUGGGUUCGGAAGAGUUGAGCUUGUUAAGGUGAAAAACGAGAACGUUGCUUUUGCCAUGAAGUGUAUAAGGAAGAAGCACAUAGUGGACACGAAGCAGCAGGAGCACGUCUACUCAGAAAAGAGGAUCCUGGAGGAGCUGUGCUCUCCCUUCAUCGUGAAAUUGUAUCGCACUUUCAAGGAUAAUAAGUAUGUAUACAUGCUUCUGGAGGCCUGCUUAGGUGGGGAGCUAUGGAGUAUAUUGAGGGACAGAGGCAGCUUUGAUGAACCCACCUCCAAGUUCUGCGUUGCUUGUGUGACGGAAGCGUUUGAUUACCUGCAUCGACUGGGUAUUAUCUACAGAGACCUGAAACCAGAAAACUUAAUUCUAGAUGCUGAAGGAUAUCUUAAAUUGGUUGACUUCGGAUUUGCCAAGAAAAUAGGAUCUGGACAGAAAACAUGGACAUUCUGUGGAACUCCAGAGUACGUAGCUCCUGAAGUCAUUCUCAACAAAGGACACGACUUCAGUGUGGAUUUUUGGUCCCUGGGAAUUCUAGUGUAUGAGCUCCUAACGGGCAACCCGCCCUUUUCUGGGAUUGACCAAAUGAUGACCUACAAUUUGAUUCUCAAAGGAAUUGAAAAAAUGGAUUUUCCCAGAAAGAUAACAAGACGACCUGAGGAUUUGAUUCGGAGGCUUUGCAGGCAAAAUCCAACCGAGAGACUAGGAAAUCUGAAGAAUGGCAUCAAUGACAUUAAGAAACACAGGUGGUUAAACGGUUUUAAUUGGGAGGGACUGAAAGCACGGAACCUUCCAUCACCUUUACAAAGAGAGCUCAGUGGACCCACAGAUCACAGCUACUUUGACAAGUAUCCUCCUGAGAAGGGAGUGCCUCCAGAUGAGCUGUCAGGCUGGGAUAAAGACUUCUGACGGAAGAGAAGAGGAUGACCGCCUCCACUGCACAAGAGGACUCUGAGGACCAACAACCCAACCCUGAUUACUUCUCUUUGUCGUGUUAUGCUAUCUUUGGGAAGACCAUUAGAGAAAAGAAAUCCCUGCCCAUGAGCUGGGAGUGGGAAACAGUGGGUGUGGAGGUGGUUCUGAAUGAUCACGUCUCAUUUAGAUGCUGUGAAUUAUUCAUGUAUUCCAUUCUCUGCUUCUCUCCAGUGUUGUAGGCUAUCCUCUUCCCCUUCCAAAGUCAGAACUAUUUCUGUUAAAGGGACAUCGUUUGCUCUGCAACCUACUGCUCCGUCCCUUUGUCUCCUUUGAGUCCUGGUAAGGUUUAAAAAGUGUCUUGCCCUUGAGCAACUAAGUCAUUCAAAUAGAAGGAAGAACAAGGGUGAAUUUUAGAAGAUUUCCCCUACUCUCAACCACCUCACGUAAGCAUUAGGGCAUCUUGAAGUCAUGAUUUUCAGGAAACUUGGUAGUCAAUAGAAGCUCUUGAUUUUCACCAGUGUCCAACCUAGAAAUAUAUUAAUACGCUUCUGAUACUAGUACCGGGAAGGGCAGGCUUGAGUAUUAGUCAGUGGUACGACUUCCUAACAUACAUGAGUUCAUUCAUCUAGCCAGGUGAUUCUGUUCUAUUGGGGAACUUAGAAAAAAAUAAACAAAGCAAAAAAUAUUUUUCAUUCUCCAGUGACCAGCCAUGAUACCUCAGCAACUUUUCAAAAGCCUUGUUAAAGGUGGUUAUAAUGUGUGGUUCAGUGAUGGGCCUCUGGAAAGGUUUGAUCUUAUGUAUGAAAUAUUUUCACAGUCAAAUUAGAGAGCAUGCAGGAACAAAUUGUGAAGGUGUUUCCUUCCCAUUAAAUAUGGAGAAUAAAUUCUAAUAGGUAAGAAGGCUGAAACUCUGAGCUAUUUUGGCCAGUUCUGUGAUUGUUGCUAUUAAUAAACCAAGAAUAUAGAAUAACCACAGUUAAUUUUUAAUGGAAAUCCCCUUGGCAAAUGUUGAUGCACACCCAAUCAUGGCUGCAUUAAUAACUCUUUUUAAGGACAUUUGAGUCAUGGGCGUGUUUAUAGUUGUAGAUUUUAAGGCAAGCAAGCCUUUAGAGAAAUGAUGGGACAGUAAAGGGACUUCCAGCAUCUGUCCCCCUCCUGUCUCCUCCUGCAGUCUUCCAAUUAAUAAAUAGAUUUGUUUCCAUAACAUUGGACGCCAGUACCUAAGAACUUUACUAGUAGGAUGUUUUUAUGUAUUGACCAUAAUCACUUCUGCAGCCUCCUUCCCAAAUGGAUGGGAAACAAACUCUCUCUCUCUUUGAUCUGGCAGAGUAAAAAUAAUGUCUAAGUUCCUGCAUUACUCAAGCUUCUGGUUAUAUUUUCAUAUGCUAAUGUUCUGUAGGAAAAGCAGCCUCUACCCACACUCCACCCAUCUUUUCAGCAUUCAGGGAGUCUGCUAUGUGCUUCUGGGAGUGUUGAAUCAGAUACGUGAGGUCCAACCCAAGA
Molecule: messenger RNA, 3916 nt
Organism: Camelus dromedarius (Arabian camel)
Lineage: Eukaryota; Metazoa; Chordata; Mammalia; Artiodactyla; Camelidae
Gene: PRKG2
Product: protein kinase cGMP-dependent 2
Exons: 19
Coding region: 119-2407 (762 amino acids)
Biological process (GO): protein phosphorylation
Molecular function (GO): ATP binding; cGMP-dependent protein kinase activity
Source: RefSeq, a predicted model, not a curated record